Molecule: messenger RNA, 2832 nt
Organism: Geosmithia morbida
Lineage: Eukaryota; Fungi; Ascomycota; Sordariomycetes; Hypocreales; Bionectriaceae
Product: mechanosensitive ion channel protein 4/5/6/7/8/9/10
Exons: 1
Coding region: 1-2832 (943 amino acids)
Biological process (GO): calcium ion transmembrane transport; intracellular calcium ion homeostasis
Cellular component (GO): membrane
Molecular function (GO): calcium channel activity; calcium ion binding
Source: RefSeq, a predicted model, not a curated record
AUGGCCGGCACAUCAACGGAUCCUCGUCCUGAUCAGGACCGGCCACCUUCUUCCGAGCUGCCCUUGGAUCGACUUUCCUCUCCCACCAUUGGAGAAAACUCGGGUGAAGCCCCUGGCGAGCCCUCCACCGAACCUUUCGGCGCGGCCAGUAUCGGUGCGGCCCAGUAUCAGAAUACCCAGGAUGCCCAGGAUGCCCAGCCCGUCUACAGCAGGCCUUCUAUCCAGGAACCAGAGUUUGACGAGAAGCACCAUCGUCCAACUCGCCUCGACACCCUCGCCAAUGACCUGCACCGCACCGGUUCUCACCCCCAUUCGCACAACAUCAAGUCGCCAUCGAGUGCCCGCGCCGACGCCAACCGCCUUGAUGACGACCUCGCCCUCCUCCGCGUCGAGCAGCGCAUAGCCAGCCAAGAACAGCUGGAUGCUUCUUCCGCCACCCGCUCCAAGAGCAUGCGCGCUGUCCGCAAUAUCGAUCGUCAGGAGACCAGUGUCGAAGACACCUUCAACCCCCCCAUUCCCGAACCCCCUCCAGCACCGAUCCACAAGAAGUCAGACACACCUCUCCUCAAGUUCUUCGCUUUUCUCAAAAAGUUCCCCCGUUUCGUCCGCUACAUCGUAUACCUCAUCCCCGGGGGGGCCCUUCUCCUCAUUCCCGUCCUGCUCGGCGCCCUCGCCAUUGACCAGGAUGCCAACCCCAUCGGUGGUCUUGGCGGCACCCAGCUCAUGUGGUUCGGAAUCUGGCUCGAGAUUGUCUGGGGAUCCCUAUGGGUGUCACGCAUGGUCAGCAACAUCGUCCCCCACAUAGUCUUCGGCAUCGCCAAGCUGUUGGGAUCCAACAGCGCCAAGAAGUGGAGGGAGGUGGCCCAGGUCCUCGAGCUUCACUUCGCCUUCUUCCUCUGGAUGCUCGCCAUGCUCGUCUCGUUCAAGCCCUGCAACGACGACCACCGCGUCUCCGUCCCCGCUGACAGGAGGGACGACGUCGACGUCAAGUGGAUCAACAUCGUCUUCAAGGUCAUCAUUGCCUUCUUCGUCCUUGCCGCCCUCAACUUUGUCGAGAAGAUCUGCCUCCAAUGGAUCGCCGCUGCCUUCCACGAGCGCACCUACGCCACCCGUAUCGACAACAACAAGGGAGACAUCCGCCAGCUCGUCAAGCUGUUCGAGCAUGCCAAGGCCCACCUCAGCGAGACAGACAGCUUCUGGCACCAGAGCGACAGGGCCGACAUGAGUGGCACCCAGACUCCCAUGCGCGCCCUGCACGAGAAUGCCCGCCAGGUGCUCGGCAAGGUCGGCCAGGUCGCUGGCAAGGUCGGAAACGACAUCAUGGGCCGCAAGACAGACACCAACCAGCCCAAGAAGAUCGUCUCCGAGCUGCUGCGUAACUCGAGCUCCGCCCACACCCUGGCCCGCCUCAUCUACCGCAGCCUUGUCCGGGAGGGCGAAGAUAUGGUCUACCCCGACGACAUGCUCAGCGCCUUUGCCGUCGCCGAGGAAGCGGAUGCCGCCUUCAACAUGUUCGACAAGGACCUCAACGGCGACAUCUCCAUGGAUGAGUUCGAGGCUGUCACCAAUGAGAUCUCGAUGGAGAAGAAGGCCAUCGCCGCCUCCCUGAAGGACCUCGAUUCCGUCGUUAAGAAGCUCGACAAGGUCUUCCUCUUCGCCAUUGUCAUCAUCGUCAUCAUCAUCUUCGUCUCCAUCAUCUCGGGUUCCGCCGCCGCCGGCCUCGCCUCGGCCGGCAGCGCCGUCCUCGGCCUGGCUUGGGUCCUCCAGGCCACGGCCCAGGAGUUCCUGCAGUCCAUCAUCUUCGUCUUCAUCAAGCACCCCUUCGAUGUCGGAGACCGCGUCACCAUCUACGGCUCGACCGGCGCCACGCUGACCGGCGACGACUACUACGUGACCGAGAUCUCCCUCCUCUACACCGAGUUCAAGAAGCUGCAGGGUCACGUCGUCCAGGCCCCCAACUCGCUCCUCAACACCCUCUUCAUCCUCAACCAGCGUCGCUCCAACGGCCUGGCCGACCCCGUGCCUCUCCAGAUCCGCUUCGGCACCCCCGCCUGGAUGAUUGACGAGCUCAAGGCCCGCCUUCUCGAAUUCUGCGCCAACAACAAGCGCGACUUCCAGACCACCAUCCUCGUCGAGCUGUCCGCCAUCACGGACACGCGCUCCGCUACCCUGACCGUUGUCUUUAUCCACAAGAGCAACUUCCAGAACGAGCUCCUGCGCCUCGCCCGCCACAACCGCUUCAUGAUGGAGCUCAUGCGCCAGAUGCACGACAUCGGUAUCCAGUCCCCGUACCGCAUCGACCCCGGUGGCAGCCGCGACCACCCUCUGUACUGGGCCGGUCCCCAGUAUCCGCCCUCGUACUCGAGCAGCAACGACCAGCCUCCCCCUCAGCAGCCCCCCCCCGUCGCCGACCCCGUCACCAACCCCGUCGCCGACCCCGUCGCCAACCCUGAAGGUGGCACCUCCGAACCGUACCAGAGCAUGCCCCACCGUCCGUCGGUCUCCAGCAGCGCUCGCGCCGGCGUCCAGGCCGAGGCCAAUCUGUCGAGCGUGGUCAACGUGGCCGACGUGUUUGAGAACCGCCGUGACCAUAUCCAAGCCACCCGUCUGGCUUCGAUCAGGGAGAAGGAGAGGGCCGCUGCCAGAGGCGAGGAAGCCAGGAGGACGUCCGAGUCCGAGUCUCGCCCGAGCGCCAGCGCCUCGGGCGUGCAGCCACCAUCUAUCGCUGGAGCGUCCUUGGGUUCCAUUGCUCGAUCCCGCACCAACAUCUUCCGCCCCCGCAGCAACUCCAGGCACAGCGCUGGACCAUCGGAUGGUACCCAUAUAGUGUAG